Rhagoletis pomonella (apple maggot) is the source of this 2751-nucleotide messenger RNA. RefSeq names its product protein TAPT1 homolog. Gene Ontology annotation, biological process: maintenance of protein localization in endoplasmic reticulum; positive regulation of cilium assembly. The record is from RefSeq and is a predicted model, not a curated record. Bases 181 to 2217 code for a protein of 678 amino acids. Gene Ontology annotation, cellular component: endoplasmic reticulum membrane; ciliary basal body. Lineage: Eukaryota; Metazoa; Arthropoda; Insecta; Diptera; Tephritidae. The transcript is spliced from 3 exons.
AAUUAAAAUUUUUACAGUGUAUGAAAAAAAUUACUUUUUAACACUGUUAAUUUUUUCUUUUUGUCCGCUUUUAUAGCUUCUGACAGUUCCUGGACAAAACAAAACAGAACAAAAACAAACCAUCGUCAGCCGUGAAAAGUAAUUGGGACAUUGUUUCUGGGCAGGCAAAAUCUGGGGAAAAUGUCUAGGACAAAGGAUGAUGUUGGUCUAGUUAGCCCCAUAAAAAAACUGCGAUUUCGAGGUGAGUUAAAUUUUCAGAAUCGAAUUGAUGAAAUAUUCGAUGAUGAGCACAAACGUAGCACUGGGGGGAGCUAUGCUAAGGGAACUAAUACAAAACAAAACGAUGAGGACAAAGAGCACAGGAAAAAAGAAGAAUCACCAUCGUUCAUGGACUUCUUCAAGGUCGAAUUGACCCGAGGUUAUAUUUUGGAGCACGAUGAGGAGCGCUAUACAGCACGCCGUCAAAAAAUAUAUUCUUUCAUGCGUAUACCGCGGGACCUGGAACGUUUCAUCGUCUAUGGUAUAAUGCAAUGUGCUGAUUCCUUCCUGUACAUUCACACCUUCCUUCCUGUACGCUUUACUUUGGCUAUGUGGGGCCUAUUGUCACGUCCCAUUGCCAGUUGCUUGGGCUUGCGAAGGCGCACACAACGUUUAUUAACACCAGCGGAAAUCUGCGAUUUAUUGAAGGGUACAAUAUGGAUUGCAUGCACUCUCUUAAUGCUUUCUGUUGAUACGAAUCGCGUUUACCAUAUCAUUAAGUCUCAAUCUAUUAUAAAACUAUACAUUUUUUAUAAUAUGAUUGAGGUUGGGGAUCGUUUGUUAUCCGCUUUUGGUCAGGAUACUAUUGAUGCACUUUUUUGGACAGCAACUGAACCGAAAAAUUCAAAAAGAGAGCAUUUCGGGCUAGUUACGCAUAUUGUAUUUGCUCUUAUCUACGUGCUGCUGCACAGCUUCUUAAUUAUGUUUCAGGCGACUACUUUGAAUGUAGCUGUGAAUUCAAACAAUAAAGGGCUAUUGACAAUAAUGAUUUCCAACAAUUUCGUCGAGUUAAAAGGAUCAGUGUUUAAGAAAUUUGACAAAAAUAAUCUCUUUCAAUUGACAUGUAGUGAUGUUCGGGAACGUUUUCAUCUCGCAGUUUUGCUGUUCAUCGUAAUGAUACAAACAAUGAAAGAAUUCGACUGGAGUCUGAAUCAGUUUUGUGUAAUGGUGCCCGAUUGCAUUGCUGUUUUAGUCACUGAGGUAUUAAUCGACUGGAUUAAACAUGCUUUCAUUACUCGCUUCAACGAGAUACCCGAGUACAUUUAUCGAGAAUAUACUACCAGCUUAGCUUAUGACAUGACCCAAACUCGUCAAAAGCAUGCAUUUUCGGAUCAUUCAGACUUGGUGGCACGGCGUAUGGGUUUCAUUCCGUUUCCCCUGGGUGUGGUGUUGAUAAAAGCUAUCUAUUCGGCAGUAUCUUUCAAUAACUUCGCCGCGUGGAUACUUUUUGGAUUAGCUUACAUGUUCGUAUUGGGCCUGCGCAUUUGUUUGACUAUCUGUGCCUUAGGAAAAGCGUGUAAAUUAAUGAAAGAACAUCAAGAUGAAAAGAAUAAUUCAACUCCAAGCUCCGUAACAAAUGCUCCCACUGUUGGAAGUAGCAGUGCUUUUGGUAAUGUAAAUAGCGUGGGUAGCAUGGCUGGAUUCUCAACAUUAUCCAGCACUUCAGGUUCUUCACGAUCACGUGCAGAAACUGCAACAUCACCUACACUUCCGACGCAUAGUCUCCAGAGAUCGGUAACUGUAGAAAAAUGCGUCUUCGCGCCAACAUCAAACAAUUCGACCUCCACGCCAAAAAAUCUAAAAUUAAUAGAAAACCCCUCAGCAAUUGACUUAAAUCCAAAUGAUGUAGAGUUGGAUGUAAAGAAUUCACUUGAGUUAGGUGCAACCGCUCUGUUUUCUAACAGUGACGUAGACUUGGAUGAUGUGUGCCUUAAUGAGAAAGUAUUGGAUCAAAAUGCUAAUACUAAUGCUUUCGUCGAGGAGGAGUUGGCACGCAGUGAACCUGAACUUUUCCAACCUCAACAACGAGUUGACCGUCCAGCUGGUGAUGCUUCAUCAAAGGCUGGUACUCAGCUAGAACGUCCGUGUGGUGUGCCGAAACGUAUACAUAAACGCUCGGAGUCGGAGCCAAGCAUGCAAAGCAUUGUAGGCGUCAGCGAGAGUGAAUCGCUGGCGUAGUGUUGGUGCAGUUAGUUUAAUUGUUUAAACUUUCGUAUUGAAUAUGGUGAUGUCCUAUGCGUUGUAUUUAUUUUGGUUAUUUGUAUUAUCUUAAUUUUUAUGCUUAUUUGCUAAUUCAGUACGAAAAUAUUGGUUGCUAGUUUUAAUUUGCAGAUUACAUUUUUAAUAGUAAGAAAGAAAAAGACCAUUAGCAGUUAAAUAUUUUAAAAGUUUAUUGAUUUAUUAAAAACAACUUAAGUUAGUGCUUACAUUUUAUAUUUAUAUACAUAUGUAUAUUUGUAUUUAUUGGACUCGAAACGUUUCCCUUAACGAAAGAAGUGCUAACAAAAUUGAACACACGUUAUAGAGAUAUUUUGUGGAUAAAUGUACAUUUAUAUUAGCAAUGCCUUAAAAUUCUUAAAUAAGUUUUCUAUUCAAAAGAACAUAACUAUACAGCAACUUUUCGUCAAGGGAGGUGCCAAGGGUGGUACAUAUACACAUACAUACAUAUAACUAAAUUUAAUGGCCUUUAAUAAAUUGAAUUUUGAAAUCGGA